CGAGAUUUCAAAUAAAUUGUUUAUUAUUUUAUCAUUAAAAUUUGCUCUGAAUUUUUAUUAAAGAAAAUGCAAACCUGACAUUCCAAUGGCAUCGGUAAUAUACGAAAAUAAUCGUGAUAUUGUUGGAAGCUGGUAUCCAACCAGUUUUCACGGUCACUUUCGAAAUCGACCUCGUUCAGAGUACAGCAUACCAUAUCGACAAAGGGCAAAACCAUCUCCACCACAACAGUUCUUGAAUAAAUCAAAGCAAAGGACAAAUAAUCAUCUGUUUUCGCAACAUGAUAACAGGCAUGUACAGAUACAUGAAGGAAGCCUAGAAUCAUACUUUGACAUGGGACUUGGUAAAAGGAAGACUGAGAAUCGUCAAAAAAAUAAGAAUACCAAAGAUUUAUUAACGUGGUGUGAUGAUGACAUGGACAAAAGUUGUGUGACAACAUACCGUUUGCAAUAUUCAUCCUCACCAAAACAACAACAGCCUUGUAAUGAUAAUGAACCUCUUCACAUUCGUGGAAAUCUUGCAUUGAAACGCAGACAAUUAAGAGUCAACUCAACACUUCCCCCUCGGGCAAGGACUGCUCCACUUCUUGCCUGGAAUUCCAGUGAUGAGUUUCUCGAAGUGAAACCAUUAGUAGGUUCCCGUAGCAACCGCUAUGCCAACCAUGCAGCCAAUCAGCCUAUCAAAUGUGGUUUGUUUGGGAUUCAAAAGCAAUUUGUGAACAAUAAAACCUUUUAAAAAUACUGUCUAAUCCUCAGAUCGUAUUUAUUUGGAUCAAAAAUGGCUUUAAUAUUAUAAUCAGUUUAAGUCAA
This is a messenger RNA of Xenia sp. Carnegie-2017, 807 nucleotides long. RefSeq lists its product as uncharacterized. The transcript is spliced from 4 exons. The coding region runs from base 86 to 733 and encodes 215 amino acids. NCBI's taxonomy places the organism in Eukaryota, Metazoa, Cnidaria, Anthozoa, Malacalcyonacea, Xeniidae. The record is from RefSeq and is a predicted model, not a curated record.